UAUGUACCCUUGGUACGGAGCGUUAUGCAGCCACUGGUGAGCACAUCCGCCGCAGCAGCUGCGAUUCCCUCCCCUCCUCCUCCCGCGCUCACUCUUCCGCCUCCACGCCGGCGAAUCCCCCCGCCCCUCACCGCCGGAGCCCUCCUCUGCAACCGCACCGGCUCCGGCCACGCCAGCCCGCGGGGAAGACGACCCCUACCCCCGCCGGCGAUGUCCCACCCGCUCUCCUCCGAACCUCAUGCUUUGGAACAAAGGGCAGUGGUAGUAACCAACAAGCAUGGGGAGAAGCUCGUGGGAGUGCUGCAUCACACGGGUUCAAGCAAGAUCGUCGUAUUGUGUCAUGGUUUUAUAUCUACCAAGAACGACAGUCUCAUUCUUGACCUGAUGGCUGCAUUGACAAAGAAAGGGAUUAGUGUCUUUCGCUUUGAUUUCAGUGGAAAUGGAGAAAGUGAAGGAGAAUUCGAGUAUGGAAACUACAGGAAAGAGGCUGAUGAUUUGCACUCCGUUGUAUCAUAUCUUUGUAAGGAAAAGUAUGAUGUAACAGCAAUUGUUGGCCAUAGUAAAGGGGGAGAUGUAGUAACUCUAUAUGCUUCUAUUUAUGAUGAUGUACGCUUGGUUAUUAAUGUAUCUGGUAGAUUUGACUUAGAGAAAGGCAUUGAAGAACGUAUAGGGGAAGGAUCAAUUGAUAGAAUAAAUAAAGAAGGCUACCUUGAUGUCAAGGAUAAAUCAGGAAAUGUACAGUACAGGGUAACUAAAGAGAGUUUGAUGGAGCGGCUCAACACCGAUAUACGUGCUGUAAGCAUGUCCAUUACCAAGGAAUGCAGGUUCUUCACAGUUCACGGUUCAGCAGAUGAGACUAUACCUGUGGAAGACGCCUAUAAGUUUGCGAAGCAUAUACCGAAUCACAAGCUGCAAGUUAUUGAGGGAGCAAAUCAUAACUACACCGCGCAUCGCGAAGAAUUGGCUGAUGCUGUAGUGGAUUUCAUCACAUCUAAUUAGUUCUGCAUGUCUGAGAGACUGAGACAACCUCAUUCACGAGAGAUGACUUCUUGUGAUGGAGGAUCCUUGUGUAGGUUUUGUGCCAUUUCUCUGCCUUUUCUCCUCUAAACAGGUAUAAAUCUUUGGGGAAUCAAAUAAGCAGAAAGCAGGUGUAUCCGUGUAUAUUAGUGUACCAUUUCGUAGGUCCAUAUUGAAUUACUGAUAUGAAUUGUUUCUUGCAGAUGUCUGUGUACCUACAGGAUUCCUGUAAAUAUCAAACUCUAUAGUAGAACCGUAUAAAAUUUCAGGUUUUUACUUUGUACUAA
Messenger RNA from Oryza sativa Japonica Group (Japanese rice), 1304 nucleotides. RefSeq lists its product as uncharacterized. Lineage: Eukaryota; Viridiplantae; Streptophyta; Magnoliopsida; Poales; Poaceae. The record is from RefSeq and is a predicted model, not a curated record.